GAAUAAAAGGAGAGCCAAGAAGUUGAAUUUUGAAAAAGGGACAAUUUUCAUGAACUUUGGGUCAUUCUCAUGCGUUUGAUUAAUCUUGUGUAUCGAAUCUUGCCACGUGUCCUCCUCUGAACACAAAAUCAGCACACAAAAUCAGCUACCUCCAACACAACAGCGCCGUCGCCGAUACCCGCCCCACCGGAGUUGAAGAACCACUGACACCGCAACUCCGACCAAAAAAAAUGGUGACUUGUAUCCAAACACAACUUCUCCACACAAGAACCUUUCAGUUAUGCUCUUCCUCGUCGAAAAAACCAACUUCCUUAAGAUGUUCCGCCGCCACCCCUUCCACCAAAAAAUCCUACAAAAUCACUCUUCUUCCCGGCGACGGCAUAGGUCCCGAAGUUGUUUCCGUCGCUAAAGACGUUCUUCUCCUUACUGGAUCCAUUCAUGGGAUUAAAUUAGAGUUCCAAGAGAAGCUUUUGGGUGGUGCUGCUCUUGAUGCUACUGGAGUUCCUUUACCUGAUGAUACUCUUUCUGUUGCUAAGCAAUCUGAUGCUGUUCUUCUUGGUGCUAUUGGAGGGUAUAAAUGGGAUAAAAAUGAGAAACAUUUGAAGCCCGAGACUGGAUUGCUUCAGCUACGAGAAGGGCUUCGAGUUUUUGCUAAUCUCAGACCGGCAACUGUGUUUCCGCAGUUAGUGGAUGCUUCAACUUUGAAGAGAGAGAUUGCUGAGGGGGUUGAUCUCAUGGUUGUAAGGGAACUAACUGGAGGUAUCUAUUUUGGAAAACCAAGGGGUUUUGGUACCAAUGAAAAUGGUGAAGAGACUGGUUUUAAUACUGAGAUUUAUGCUGCACAUGAGAUUGAUCGCAUUGCUCGUGUUGCAUUUAACAUUGCUCGAAAGCGUGGUGGGAAACUUUGCUCUGUUGACAAAGCCAAUGUACUAGAGGCAUCCAUGUUUUGGAGGAAAAGAGUUAUGGCGUUAGCACAAGAGUAUCCUGAUGUUGAGCUCUCACACAUGUAUGUUGAUAAUGCAGCAAUGCAACUAGUUCGCUAUCCAAAACAGUUUGACACUAUUGUAACAAACAACAUUUUUGGCGAUAUAUUAUCUGACGAGGCUUCAAUGAUCACUGGAAGUAUUGGGAUGCUUCCUUCUGCCAGCCUUGGGGAUUCGGGACCUGGACUUUUUGAACCUAUACAUGGUUCUGCACCUGAUAUUGCCGGACAGGACAAGGCAAACCCAUUUGCUACUGUUCUUAGUGCUGCUAUGCUUUUGAAAUAUGGCCUUGGAGAAGUAGAGGCUGCUGAAAGAAUAGAGAGUGCAGUUCUCGAGACAUUGAACAGGGGAUUUCGAACUGCUGACAUAUAUUCUGCUGGAACAAAGCUGGUAGGAUGCAAACAAUUAGGCGAAGAGAUACUGAAGUCGGUUGAAUCUCAUGCUUCCGCUGCUGCAGCAGUGUGAUUUUAAGACCAACUCAGCAUAGAGUUUUGGGCCCUUGUUUGUAAUGGAGAUCGAUAUGAGUAUCAAAGCAGAAAAGAUAUCCCUAGUCUUUGAGAGCUUUCGGCUUUCAUCUGCGGUUUUGUAUGUUGUUUCAACACCAACCUAUGUACUUUCCAAUCUGGCAUUGAAUUCGGGAUUAGUAGUUACUUAGUUCACUGCAUAACGCAUGUUAUAAUAGUGUAACAAUGAAAUAUAGAGGUUAGAAUUUUUAAUGCCAUUCUGAAAAACUGAGCAACUACAAAUCCAUGGGCCAUGCACACAACACCCAGACAAGGAUAUUCCAAGCUUUAAAAUGUGUAUGAUUUGUAUUUGUAUUGGUGCAUUUUGUCUUGCACAAGUAUCUAGUCUAGUAGAAUAGACUGCAUAUGAAAUAAUUGCAUCACAAUUUAUGAUAUCAAGCUUUAAAUUUGAUUUUUU
This is a messenger RNA of Trifolium pratense (red clover), 1904 nucleotides long. Its product is annotated as 3-isopropylmalate dehydrogenase, chloroplastic-like. NCBI's taxonomy places the organism in Eukaryota, Viridiplantae, Streptophyta, Magnoliopsida, Fabales, Fabaceae. Gene Ontology annotation, biological process: L-leucine biosynthetic process. The coding region runs from base 231 to 1448 and encodes 405 amino acids. Gene Ontology annotation, molecular function: 3-isopropylmalate dehydrogenase activity; NAD binding; magnesium ion binding. The transcript is spliced from 11 exons. The record is from RefSeq and is a predicted model, not a curated record.